Molecule: messenger RNA, 2684 nt
Organism: Anthonomus grandis grandis
Lineage: Eukaryota; Metazoa; Arthropoda; Insecta; Coleoptera; Curculionidae
Product: putative methyltransferase NSUN7
Exons: 15
Coding region: 140-2641 (833 amino acids)
Source: RefSeq, a predicted model, not a curated record
AAUAGCACGGACAUACGAGAAUUUUUCUAUUCAGACGAUGUUCUUGAAAGCGUCGUCAUUUUGACAAGGGAUUUACAUAUGUCAAUGUCACAAAUUUAAUCGUCAAAAUAAAAUUUUAAGUUUGCCUUAAAGCUGAACGAUGGUACUGGAAGAAGAACCGAAAGAAACGAAGAUCCACGAAUGGAACAUUUUGCCGAAGAACUUGACCCCUGCUUGUACUCCGGAACCCAGACCCGCUGGGGUGAAGAAAAAGAGGAUUUACUUGGCACCGAUCACCUGGACCGUUGGAGACAUCUCAAAAGCCGGUUGCCUACUAUCCAGUCCCCCUUUAGCGGUCAAUUUUGAUGACGAGCAAGAGAUGCGCAGAGUUUAUUCGUUAAUUUAUGACGUGUUUCGAUACAAAAAUGUCUUGACCCAGGCGCUAAACGACGUCUCCUUCUUCCAGACUUACCCGAAGCUAGCAGAAACCACCCAUCACGUGUGGCUACUGUUCUACGAUUUGUACCAUAGGAGCUUCAAAAAGCGCGAAACCGCGGUGGCCACUUUGGCAUCCAGAUUGUUCGACUCGGUCGGUUUGUCUUUCGCCGAGAACGCGCUGUGGUCCCAAAGGGUCCGAUUGGCAGCGGCGGUGGCUAGAUUAAGAAUAAAACAUACCGCGCUCUCGUUGGACGAGUUACUGCCCAGUCAUUUGAAGAGCGAGAAGUUAAUGGAGCAAGCCAAGAACAAUCCGGUGACGUGCUGGGUGAAUUGCACGAAAGUCAACGACAUAAAGGCCCUGACCGAUAAGAUCGAAAGGUCCUUCAACCUGAAGAUGAUCACCGACCUGGACAAACUGGAAAAGGACAAAUUCAAGUGGGACCGUCACUGUCCCCAAAUAAUGGCCUUCCACGCCUCGAUGAGAGGCAAACUGGCUCGAAGCGAGUUCGUUAAAGAGCACAUACUCGUGGUGCAAGAUAAAUCCUUCUGCAGAGGUGCCGCCACCUUCGGGAAAAUCCUGCUCGAUUUAGGCUUAUCGGGCAGCGUGAUUCAGACGCACGUGAAUUCGCCCCGCACCACCGCCUAUUUGGCAACUUUGCUCACCCAUAACAUGAAAAUCAAGAAGCUGAUGGCGUUUAGUGCGGGAAAGAGGAAAGGAGAGUACGAGCACUAUUUCACCGAAAUCGGAAUCACAAACAUCCGAAUAUUCUCGGACCGACUGAUCGACUCACCGCCGGACGCUUCUUACAUGGAGGAAGUGGUCGCGGUGUUCGCGACCCCCCCCAACAGCUACUCGGCCGUCACUGAUCCAAUAGAUUUGGUCUGUAGCCGAGGCGGGGACCUGUCGAUGCUCGAGGUACUAACCGAGUCCAAGGAGACCAAAGAGGCCAAAGAGAGGGUGAUCAGUAUACUCGAGGAGCAGCGGAAGACGUUGAGAUUCGCCAUGUCUCGACCGCAAAUUCAAUUCGUUUUAUACGAAACCCAUUCGGAACUGGACGCCGAAAAUGGCGACAUGGUGAGUAAAACUUUACGCGAUAUAAACCGUUUGGCGAAGUUGCAGCAUGCCACCCUGUUGGGUAAGGGUCUAUCUGCGGAACUCGCUCUGGAGAACGAUUUCAGUGACAAAUUGGACGAGAGGCCUUUGGCAACUGAGUGCGGGGACGACAACAAUUUAGAUUUAGGCAAAAGAACCUCGUUGGACUCAUCUAUAUCGAGAAUAAUGUUCGAUUCCAAGGAAAAGGUUCUGGAGAGCUUACAGGUUCCAGACACCGACAUAUUCGUUAGUCCGGACCUGACGAGUUUGUGCCCCAGCGAGAACCCUUGCAUCAAUUUUAAAAAAGAAGGCUGCUACUUAGCCCUGUUGCAAAGGAAGGAAGUGAUUCGGUUGGACGACAAAUACAUGAUUCAGAUGGCGGAGAAUCGCGGGCUGUUCGGUAGUAGCACAUCCCAAAACACCGGGAAGUCGAAAGUUAGUAAGGGGGCGAAAAAGAGGCAAGAGAAACAGGAACGGAAGCCGAGAUCUCGCAAGAAAUUAAAGGAGACUGAGAUGAGGGAUGGUUCUUCGCAAACCUCAGAUGAAUCUUCUGAUUACGAGGAGGAGGAGGGGGAGGAUGAUGAGGAAUUGAGCAUAAAAACAAAUGACGCAAGCAACGAUACUCUGAAGAUCUAUGAAGAAACGAAGAGCCUUAAUAGUGAGAGGUCUAUCAGGAUAAGUGUAUUGGGCAGAUUAACCAGUGCCCACAUAAGACAAUUCGUAUCUCCGGACUUCAAACCUAAUUUGUACAAUUUCCACGCCCCUUCCGUCCUGUUAAAGUCCAAAACGAAUCAGAACCCACCCUCCCAUACAAGUAAAAAGAUCACCGGAACCAAGAAGACCAAGCAAUCGGACGAUAAGGUGCUAACCCCCAAAAACGUCAGCGCACAAGAACCGAAACACUCGAGCAACCCCUCCGUCGAGAAAAACAAAAGGAAGAAAGACAAGAGGAAGUUCAAGAGGAGCGUUCUGCAACGCAUCUGCUCCCCAACCUUAAGCUUCAUACUGAAAACCAGAAAGGAGCCAAUAGAGAACCCGUCAGGCAGCAGAUCCAGUAACAUAAGCAACCUCGUUAAGCCGGUACCGUCGCCUUGCGAACGGUUCAACAGAAGGAACCAUUUACUUGAAUAAUAAUAAUUGUAUUGUGUGGCCAAUAAAACAUUUAUGGAUCAAA